AUGGCCCAGCCUGCCUCGAACGGCGCCGCGCAGGAUGUGCGCAACGCGAAGCCGAGUCCUGAGAGGAUAUGGUCUCUCAAGGACCCCCCCUUCGAGGGAAUUCGCGACAUUGACAACGAGGGCUACCGCCGUAGCGAUUCCAACACGGCCAUCGUCAUCGACAAUGGCUCGUCCGCUGUGCGCGCCGGCUGGGCCUUCGAUGAAAGCCCACGCCUCUCAGUUGCACCGAUGAUGGCUCGCUACAGAGACCGCAAGCUUAACACCACUUUCCAAUUCAUCGGUAACGAGGUCUACGCCGACGGCACCGCGCGUGGCCAGGCCAAAGGCGUUUACGAGCCCGGCACGAAUGUCAUCAACAACUGGGAUGUGAUGGAGGGUGUUCUGGACUAUGUCUUCACAAAGAUGGGUGUCAACGGCUCCAGUGGCGGCAUUAAUCGCCCUGUCGUCAUGACGGAGCCUGUCGCAAACCUGGGAUAUUCGCGAAGGACUAUGUCUGAGAUUCUCUUCGAGCUUUAUGGCGCGCCCUCUGCGGCUUUCGGCAUCGACUCCCUCUUCUCGUAUAACUACAACAACGGCAAGAACGGCCUCGUCGUCUCCUCGUCCUACACCUCCACCCACCUGAUUCCCGUCAUCGAGUCCAAAGCCAUGCUAUCCCACGCCACGCGCAUCAACUGGGGUCGCUUUCAGACCGCCGAGUUCCUCCAGAAACUGCUCCGUCUCAAAUACCCGACUUUCCCCGGCAAGCUUACCGAUAUUCAAGCCGAAGACCUUGUCCGCGAACAUUGCUACGUGUCGCAAGAUUACGAGAACGAGCUUAGCAAAUACCUUGACUGGACUGGGUUGGAGGAUCGGGAUCAUGUCAUCCAGUUCCCUUUCACCGAGCAGGUGGUGGUGCAAAAGACCGAGGAGGAGCUGGCGCGUGCUGCUGAGAAGCGUAAGGAGAGUGGAAGGAGACUGCAGGAACAGGCAGCGAAGAUGCGUUUGGAGAAGCUGAUUGCAAAGGAGCAGGAGCUGGCGUACUACAAGGAGCUUCAGAUCAGGCUUUCGGAAACGACCAAGAAAGAGGGCAAGCGCAUUCUCGAAGGAGAGGAUUUCGAUGACGAGGCGCAGCUGGAAAAGAGAAUCAGAGAGCUGGACAAGUCCAUCCGGAAGGCUAGGAAUAAGGACGUCGGUGAUAUGGAAGAGGAAGAGAACGAGCCACCGACGUUCCCGCUUGUGGAUGUGCCAGAUGACCAGCUCGACGAGGAGGGCCUGAAGCAGAAGCGUCAGCAACGCUUGAUGAAGUCUAACUACGAAGCUCGUCAACGUGCAAAGGCUGAGAAGGAGCGCGAAAAGGCAAGAAUUGCGGAAGAAGAGCGCCUGGAUAAUGAGCGAAGAGAGAAUGAUCCCGAGACAUGGAUUGACGAGAGAAGGGCAGCACGCCAGGCCAUUAUUCAGAAGAUCAAGGACAGGGAACGCCUGAAAGCCGACUUGGGCAACCGCAAAUCUCUCGCUGCACAAAUGCGCAUGAAGAGCAUUGCCAACCUUGCCUCCGACAACCCGACAAAGAAACGCCGCCGCGGUGCCGACGAAGACACAUUCGGAGCUGACGAUGCCGACUGGGGCGUCUAUCGCACUAUUGCUACUGGUGAAGGGUCGGAUGAUGAGGAAGAAGAGGAUCUCAACACCUCCCUCAAAGCCAUAGAAGCACAGCUUCUCAAGCAUGACCCCAACUUCACCGAAGAAAGCACCCGUGAGGCGCAGAUGGACUGGACCAAAUCUCUCCUCCAUUCCUUCACCCACGGCCCGUAUGCAUUCGAUCCUGAGUCACAGCGGGAAGCUCACCAGAUCCACCUGAACGUCGAGCGUAUCCGCGUCCCAGAAGUUGUCUUCCAGCCGUCCAUUGCCGGCCUCGAUCAGGCUGGCAUUGUUGAAAUCGCGGCCAGCAUCCUGACGGAGCGCCUCGCAGAUCACCCUCGCCAGAAGGACGUCUUGAGGGACGUUUUCCUGACGGGAGGCAAUACGUUAUUCAAGGGCUUUGAGGAAAGGGUGCGGGAUGAGCUCAGAGCGUGUCUGCCGAUUGAGGCACAACUAGUAGUCAGGCGGGCGAAGGAUCCGGUGCUGGACGCGUGGAAGGGUGCCGCAAGGUGGGCGAAGAGUGGGGAGAGCAAGAAGAGUUGGGUCAGCAAGGCGGAGUGGGCAGAGAAGGGCGGCGAUUAUAUCAAGGAACAUGAUUUCGGCAACUCUUACUCAUGCCACCACGGUCUGAAGCCCACCCUACUCACCGCUGAUACGGAUAUGAAUUCUCACUCAGCUCCCCAUUCGGAGCGGUCAACUGAAACUCAGGCAACCAUGCCGUUUGAGGAAGGCAGUGACGUGGGUGAAGAGUUUGAGGAUAUCAUGGAAGAUGAAAUGGACCUGGACGGCAGAACUGACCCAACCACGGAUGACUAUGUCCAACCGGUCAUGGACGAUGAGCUCGACUCUGAUGGUGAUGAGAGUGUUGACUCCUAUGAGCAACUCCCAGACGAGAGCGACGAAGAUACGCCCUACCUUUCAGCUCGCUCUCACCCUACCGACAAGAGCGGUCGCAAGCCAGGAACAGCAGGAACCCGUGGGCAACCCUCAUCCUCGGCCACUAUCGCCGCUCCCGGAAACACGACUGCCUCCGGCAGUGAGACCACCACCAACCGCUCAUUUGACUCCCCCAAGCACGGCCGCGCCCUGAGCACCAGUCUCGACGCCGUCAACACCCUCAUUUUCACCAUGAAAACCUUGGGUCACGGCGACAAAGCGGUAGCCGCGAUGCUGCGCGAGAAAGGCCUCGGCACCUACGACGCGAAGACCAUCUCGACGCGGUACCGGCGCAUCCGCGAGGCCAAGAUGGCCGAGACGGACGCGGCGCUGCGCACGCACCGCAGGCACUGGACCACGGACGAGGACGCCGCCCUCAUGGACGCGUACCUGCACGCGCUGCGCCGGCAGGACAAGGAGAUAGCGCGGCUGCGGAAGAGGUUGUUCAAAGACGUGGCAUCUCGCCUGGUGGACACGCUUCCCAAAGCGUUCUUCUCGGCCGAGGCGUGCGAGAGCAGGCACGCGGAGUUGAGCAGUGGCAGGGCGGUAACGGAGAGAGAUUUGAACGAUCCGGAGGUAGCGAGGGCGGAGGGUGGGAGGAGGCUGAUGGCAGUUUGCACGGCAGAUAUGGAGAGAGUUGGGAAGGAGUGGAUGGAAUGGGAGGAUGCGAUUGUGAGGGAGUUGGCGGAGGGCGAGAGGGAGAGGAGGGCGGAGCUGAGGGUGGAGAGGGGUGGGACGGUCAGACAGUUGAGGGCGGAGCGUGGGCCGGUCGAGGUGGAAAAGGAAAGGGAGGGGAUUGAGUGCGAGUUGAAGAGCAGGUAA
Lasiodiplodia theobromae is the source of this 3375-nucleotide messenger RNA. Its product is annotated as Chromatin remodeling complex subunit. Bases 1 to 3375 code for a protein of 1124 amino acids. Lineage: Eukaryota; Fungi; Ascomycota; Dothideomycetes; Botryosphaeriales; Botryosphaeriaceae. The record is from RefSeq and is a predicted model, not a curated record. The transcript is spliced from 8 exons. Gene Ontology annotation, cellular component: Ino80 complex; cytoplasm. Gene Ontology annotation, biological process: regulation of DNA-templated transcription.